GAAAGCCACAGCAAUCUUCAUUUGCAAGUUGUGAUAUGAAAGAGGCUAUUGAAGCCAGAUUGAGCAUCUCAGGUGGAUUUUCUGCUUUGCUUUGAGCCUGCCGUCACUUUUCGUGCAAUUUUCAUAUGCAAGUUAUGACACUCUUAAAUGUCCUCUUAAUUGGUGGACUAUUUUCUUAGUUGUUUGACGGUUGCGGGACAGUUCUGUCUGUGAGAGCGAUUGUAAAUCACAUAGCGUAGCCUAUUACGUCAGUCUAUUUUCCUGUCACAUGACGUUGUGGGUGUGUUUAUACGGUCGUUGUAAACACAGAAGACGAUUCCUGAGUAAUCUGUCUCAAGGACCAAAACGACACCAUAUUCCAAAAUAACGUAUUAGGGGCAUCGUUUUAUUUACCAAUGCUAUGCUGUGACGUCUAGUAACCUGAAGCCAUGGACUUCUACAUCAACCUGAAGGUGAAUUUCAGAGGAAAUGCGAAGAAUUUCCUUCUGUCCGGCUCGGAAACGAAGAGCUGGGAGUCAAUGGAGGCCAUGGUGAAAAGGUCCUUUGGCUUGUGCAAUCUUCAGGUAACAUACUAUGAUGAGGACAAUGAGGAGGUCUCCAUAAACAGUCAAUUGGAAUAUGAGGAAGCUCUGAAGAGUGCUGCUCGGCAAGGCAACCGGCUGCAGAUGAACGUGUAUGAGACCAGGGGUCCGGGUGCAAGGGGCCCAGCUCCCGGCUCCUCCAAGCCCAGCAGCGCCACCGAACCCAAGAAGGGCUUCCGCCCUCCCCAGCAGCACUGCCCAGCUCUCACUCAGGUGGUCAGCCGCAAAGUCCAGGCUGCCAUGCCCGAGCAAGGCAUGGUCAUCAUGAAGGAGCUGAAGGGGACCAAAGAGGAGGAUAAGACUCCACCAGCGUGGUUCACAUCUUACAUGGAGAAGUUCAAAGACCAGGUGGUGCGGGAGGCGGUGGAGAAGAUCUGUCGGGAAUUCUCUGGCCAGUGCUGCAUCCAUAAGCCAGUGGGGGCGGAGGCUCAGGUCCCCGAGGUCAGCUCGUCCACGCUGCCAGGGGCUCCCAGCUCUGCUCCGGCCUGCAGCAGCUGUCGGGGCCAGACUGCCGGGGGAGGCUACCAGUGCAGUGUGUGUACGUCCUGCACCUUGUGUGAGCCCUGCAGUUUCUCUCACGACCCCAGCCACAGCCUCGUCAGGGCCAGAACGCCCCUCUCCAUCCCAGAACACGGCUCCCCCGCUCCGGACCACAGCAGGUUUUACCGGCGCGGGGAUCGGAGCUUCCGCAAGGCGGAGAAGCAGCGGCUGAAGGCAGAGAAGCGGCAGCUCAAGGCUGAGGUCAAGGAGAUCCGCAAGCAGCUGAGGAUGGAGAGGCGGGGCUUGCAGUGGAGCGCCGUCGGCGACGGAAGCUCCUCCCCGGUCCUGCUUCAACCCAGAGCCACCCAAGUCAACAGCCCCGAGCGGCCAAAGCGUCCGUGUCCCCUGGCAGUGCCGGCCAUGACGGCUCUGUUCUUGGAUGAGAAUUUGCCAGAUGGAACCCGUCUGCGCCCCGGCACCAAGUUCAUCAAGUACUGGAAAAUGAAGAAUACUGGCAGAGUGUGCUGGAACUCUGAUACAAAGUUGAAGUUCAUGUGGGGGAACCUGGCGGUGGGCUCGGGGGACCGUUGGCGUGAGGUGCCGGUGCCGUCGCUCCAGCCGGGCCAGGUGGGCGUGGUGAGCGUUGCCCUGUGCGCCCCCUCCCUGGAGGGCUCCUACACGUCCCACUGGCGCCUGGCGCACGCCGGCGAGCAGUUCGGCCCACGAGUCUGGUGCAGCAUCGUGGUGGACCCCCAUGCCCCUGCCGCCGUGUCCGUGGAUGGCCUGCUCGUGUCCCCCUGCGUCACCCCACAGCUGGGAAAAACAGCCCACUCUCCAGACAAGGGAGACAAAGAAAGCGCUGUCCCCAGGGUGCUCAUGUCCGUGGAGCAGGACUCUGACCGGGAGUUCUAUAUCCCCUCUGUGGACCUGCUCACAGCUCAGGACCUUCUGUCUUUUGAACUUCUGGAUAUAAACAUAGUCCAGGAACUGGAGAGUGUGCCAAACAACACCCCUGCAGAUAUGACCCCCUGUAUGUCGCCCCUGCCUCACGAGGGACUUCUGCAAGAGAAACAGUCCCUGGCACUCAUCCAGGAAGAGGCAGAGGCUCAAGGAGUGAAAAGCAUUCUGGACACGGCCCAGACCCCCGAGCUGAACCUGGUUCCUGCCCAGGAGGAGGGCGAGGAGGAGGACAUCAGCGGACCGCAGUUCGUCUGUGAGACGGUCAUACGGUCACUCACUCUGGAGGAAGCCCCAGACCGUAGCCGCCUCUGUUCAAGCAUCCCGAGCAAACUGGUGCGUCCGGCGGUGCAGGGCUCGGCCUCCCUGGGUGAGAGGAAAGUGCAGAAAGCUCCAGAGGCCAUGGUGGUUGUGCCCCGUGCGCCCCCCACUGUGCAAAUAGAGCAGCGCACAGCAGGAUCAGCUGAAGGCCAGGAGUCCGACAUCGAGAGCAUCUCCGACACUGGCCAUGACGGACAGAGGGAGAAGGAGGACGCCAGGAGGAAGACUAAAGAUGACGAAGAAGUCGAGGGAGGAAAGGAGCUUCGAGAUACAGAGGAGGGCAAGGAGUCACGAUCGCGGACAUCCUCAGCGUCGUCCGAGGACUACAUCAUCAUUCUGCCGGACUGCUUCGACACCAGCCGUCCCCUAGGAGAGUCCAUGUACAGCUCGGCACUCUCCCAGCCUGGAGACAGCCUGGAGAGUCAAGGGGACGUGGGACGACUCACACCCGAGGGGGAGCGCAGCGAGGCAGAGGAGGCUGCAGCCGCGUGCCUUGGGACCAGAGUUAGCGUCAGCGUCGGUGCCAAUGCUAACGACAUGCUGUGCACUUCACAGACACUGGAUGCGGUCCCCCUCACCCCAGUAGUCGUGACGGCACCUCAGCCCUCAGUCUCGACCAGCUCAGAGAAUCAGGAUCAGAGGGAGGUUCUGGAUGGGAGUGAACUCCACCAGCCAACAGACCAAGAAAACGUUUCUGAUGUGGUCCAAACUCAGCCAGGCAGCCCAUCAACCCCCAAGACCAGAGACUCUGAAACACAGGACCUCAGUUCCCAGGGAAUUACUGGGGGGCUGGUGAAAGGUGCUCUCUCUGUGGCAGCGUCCGCCUAUAAGGCUCUCUUCACCGGGCAGCACGGCGCAGAUCCACCUCCUGAAGAUGCCGCAACGCAGGACGCCAUGAUGGCCGUGCUGGUGGAGAUGGGCUUUGGGGACCGGCCGCUGAACCAGCGGCUGCUGCAGAAACACAACGGCAACCUGCUGGACGUGGUCAAUGAGCUGGUGCAGAUGACGGACAGCGACUGGUUUUCCACUCGAUACUGAGAUGGCGGCAAAAGGGUCACAACUCGCCCUCAUUUCUCUCUCUCUCUCUCUCUCUUUCUCUUUCUCUAUUUAUCCAUUCUUUCUCUCCAUUCUUUCUCUCUUUCAUUCCACCACUUGGAAGUUCUCUAACUCGAUAUCUUUUGGUUGCUCAUACUCAAACGAGUACUUUUGAUUUUUCCUGGUCUCAGCACCACAGGUAAUGGUCUGACUGUGAACUAAUGAGACAUUCCAAUGUAGGGACACAAAAUUAUUUGAAAACAGGUAACCACUUCUAGAGGGCCGUUGAUGAGGCUCUCUUUUUAGAGACACUCAUAUCCAAAAAAGGUCUUCUUCCACACUCAGAAAACAAUUCCACAGGCAAAACAUUAAGGUUGUAAUCCUGUAUUGUAAUUUUGAAGAUUAUUCACAAUAUGAAUUUAUAGGCUUGGCAUGACUAAAAGUGUAACAGACUCAGACGGUUAAAAAUGAAUCCACUGAAAUAUUUAUAAUCCCAUUGUAGGCAAGUAAAUCGGCUUCAAAAAUCGUGGAUAGCAAACUUACUAGGUAAUAGGGCUUAGGACUCUUGAUGGCAAGUAGGCUCUUGUUUUGAUUGAUAGAAGUAUUAAAGUUGGAGUUGAUUGUACUGUAAAUGUCUAGACAAUGUAGGCUAACUGCGUAGCCACAAUGAAAGCAGCUGUGUUCUAGUCAAACACUAGCAUUCCAAAAUGUCCUCUACCACUUCUUUAAGUUAUGUCCACUUAAUUUACUGGAAGAUAAAAUACUGGAUCAAUUUGCACUGUGCAGAAUUAUCUCCUGCACUUGAAAGACACAUAGGUGUCUUUCAAGGAGACCAUGACAGGGUGUGAAAAUAUUUUAGUUUUUUAGCAAAUGCGUGCAUGACCAUCGGUAUAGGAAUAAUAUGCUGCACUUAUUGAUUUGUCUAUUAGAUACACAGGGGAUGUAGACUGGAAAUAUGGUCUCCUGCUCUCUGGCUAUAUAUCAAAUUUCUGGCAUUUUACAAAUAACAAAGUACUUCAUGCUAUGACGGAGUAUUCUUCAUUUCUUCAUUAAAAAAAAAAAGCUCACACUCAUACCAUACUCCAAUCAGCACAGUGCGGAUACAUAAUCCUUAUCAAGGAAUACAUUCCCACUCUUUUGUAUGGUGUAGUGUCAUUGCCUAUGACAAUAACGUGGGUGUCCCCUUCUUACUGAUAUUGUACUGAAAGCGUAUGUUUGUACAAUGCGAUCACCAUGAAUAUGUCAUUUGCACCCGUAUAAUGUAAAAUAAUCAGUUAGUUGUUUGUGAUUUGAGGGACCCAAAGCAAAUAGUUUUACAAGGCAACUAGUCUUAAGAGGAAGGUUUGUUUUGAACUUGUGUGUGUGUUCAGUGCUUGCUUUCUGAAAAGAGUGCAGUUUGUGCUCAGACCAAGGCUUCUAAGCAUGCAGAGGUUUGUGUUCAUGUUUUGGGUGAGUUGGAUGGGAACAGGAACAGAGAAUAUAUUUGUAUGUAGAUAUCCCAAAAUCAACUGCAAUUGUUUUCUUUUACCUGAACCAAAACUGACAUUUUUAAGUAUCAUUCCAAAUCUUAGGAGGGUUUUGUAUAUUUUAAUAUUGUUUCUUUUCAUAUGUUACACAAUAGAUGCUUUUGGAAAGAAAUCUUUAGGAGAACACUAUGUUUUAAAGGUAUUUCAGCAAUUGCUGGCAUUAAUGGUAUUUGGGUUUUAGAGCAUCAUUUGUAUGAUUCCAUUUGCACUGUAUGUAAGUAGAUGAUGGUAAAGGCUAAUGAUGGAAAAUAGAAAAUAUUAAUUAAAUGAAAAAACGUGAGCUUUCAGUCAAGCUGGAAUGAAUAGCUGUCGCCUUCUGUAAGGUCAAGUGAAACAGUAUGGUAACACAUUACGUGGAUAGUCUGCCCACAGAGACUUAACAGAUCAUCUGUUAACAUUCAAGUUCAGUAUGUAAAAUGAAUGAACAAAUCUAUGUAACGAUUGUUGAAUAAUUGAGGAACAUCACCUUAACCAAAUCCAACUCCGAAUCUUUACCUUAACAAUAAAUUGUAGUCAACAGAUAGUUUGUUGAUAAUCUGAUCAUCUGUAGAUAGUCUGUGGGCGGAUUGUCCAAGUAAAGUCUGAACAAAACUACUCUGAAUCCAGCUGAAAUGAGAAUACUUAUUGGUACAUUUGGAAAAAUGUAUAUCUAAAAUGUUGAAACGAAUGAUGUAUUUUAUGUUGGGGGUUUUUCUUUAUUGUCUUAUUGUCUUAUAUAAUAGUAUGACAUUAAGCUAUAGGUCUAGUAAGACUGGAAUGUUAUUGCUAUGAAAGGAAGCACUUAAGGCUAGUCCAGCUUUGCACUUUUCCCACUUUACUUUGACAGGCAGUAGCCUAUAGCUAUUCUAACGUGAGAGUUGAUUUGUGCAAAACCGCCAGUCUAAAUCAGUUUGUGCUAAAAAUGUGUGCUAAAAAACAGCAUCAUACUGUAUUUUAGUCUUGUACUGUGGCCAGUUGCUAGUCACAUCUGGAAUGGUACUACCAAGUUUGUAAAUUGGAUAAACUUGAAUUUCAUGAAUGUAAUGGAUAAGGUAAUUGACAUAUGCAGCCCCUUGAGUGAGCAUCUCUGGGGUCAUGGCGAGGUCUUGAAGGCUGUAAUGCAUCAUUCAUGUGUACCCAAACAGGUCUAUUCCUUAAGCUAGAGGAGUCCGCUGGAAUUGAAUGGCCCUCUUUAGAUAAAAUAUGUGAUCAUUAGUCUGUCUCAACAGGUAUGAUUACUGAUGAUGAUGAUGAUGAUGAUGGUGAUGGUGGUGGUGGUGUGUGUGUGUGUCUGUCUGUCUGUCUGUCUGUCUAACUGGGCUCUAACUGUAAUACUUCAUAAAACACUCAUAUGUUAUCCAGAUGUGAUGAUGAAAUCAGUCACUAAUAAACAUCACAAUAAUAUUCACACAA
This is a messenger RNA of Alosa sapidissima (American shad), 6292 nucleotides long. RefSeq names its product NBR1 autophagy cargo receptor b (gene nbr1b). Lineage: Eukaryota; Metazoa; Chordata; Actinopteri; Clupeiformes; Clupeidae. Gene Ontology annotation, molecular function: ubiquitin binding. The transcript has 21 exons. Gene Ontology annotation, cellular component: phagophore assembly site. Gene Ontology annotation, biological process: macroautophagy. The record is from RefSeq and is a predicted model, not a curated record. The coding region runs from base 429 to 3377 and encodes 982 amino acids.